Molecule: messenger RNA, 3738 nt
Organism: Lachancea meyersii CBS 8951
Lineage: Eukaryota; Fungi; Ascomycota; Saccharomycetes; Saccharomycetales; Saccharomycetaceae
Source: the annotation of a GenBank genome assembly
AUGGGAACGUAUCGAAAGCGCUUCAAUGAGAAGGCCAGAGCUGGCCAAAUGGCAAAGCUGAAAGAGCUGAAGAAAGUGAGGAACAAGCAGUUUUUGAGACACUCAGAAGAUGGCAAUGACACGCAAGAUACUUCAGGCAAUGAGGAGACUCGUAACACUAAUGCUGAGAUUUUGCAGCCUUUGACAGAGGAGGAAAAGGAGGCCAAAAAGAGAAAACUCGAGGAACUACUCAAACCUCAAGAGUCCAAAGUUUCUAGACUCAAGAAGAAGCGACUAGAUAAGUUUGUGGAACACCAGCUUAAGAGAGAGGAGAAAAAGGCUAUUAUAGAAAAGUUGCAAGAGCACAAAAUCGACACAGGCAUGCUCACGAGUUCCAAAAACCUGGGGCAUGGGCGGCAGACCAAGAAACAACAGUUCCAGGAGGCCCUGGAGCUCGAGAAAAUGGGUCGUAGUGACGAAAAUGUGCGAAAUAUUCUUUACAAGGAGCACGAAGUCAAAGAAUGGGACGAGAGUGAUUCCAGCGAUGCAGAAAAUGCAUCAGGCAGCGAUGAUUCCAAUGAAGGUUUACAAGACCGCGAGAGCGGUGUUAAUGACCAAAAUAUUCACACCUCUACCUCGACGUUUGUUGACAACAGGCCUGCCAAGUUUGGUGGAUCUGGAAUCGGGUUUGGUUUUCAAAACGCUAAAGUUGUGCACAAGACCAAGGCGCCAUCCAAAAAACGAUACAACUGGCGUGAAAGAGUUCAAAUGGAAGAGGCUCGCAAGCAUAACAAAGAUGAUGAGAUGGACUUCGCCUCUACCGACUCUGAAAGCGAACUAUCGGGUGAGGGCGAAGCCGAGUCCUCUGCUGUCGAUGAUGACGCGUCCGAAUCGGGUUCUGAGUCGGACGAUUCACACUCCGAUUCUGAACCAUCCCAACCUACAGGAACUGCGGCCGAAAGCUUCAAAGAGUGGGCUGAGAGCGAAAUAAAGAAAUUAGAGGGCCGUGAUGUACCGUUGGAAACCCCACAGCUACAGGGUCCAUACGAAAAAAUCACCAGAACUGAAGAUUUGGACGACGGCCUUGUUGACGACGCCGCACCAAUAGACGAAAAAUCUACUCGAAAGGCUUUCUACAUCAACGUUACUAGGCCUGACGAGAUACAAGAAGCUCGUAUGCAACUGCCGGUUUUCGGCGAAGAGCAUAAAUUAAUGGAAGCUGUUCAUCACAAUGAUAUCAUAGUGAUCUGUGGUGAGACCGGUUCUGGUAAAACAACACAAGUUCCACAGUUUCUAUUUGAAUCGGGAUACGGUGACAAAAGCUCUGUCGAUACACCCGGAAUGAUUGGUAUCACACAACCGCGUAGGGUUGCAGCCGUUUCUAUGGCCAAGCGUGUCUCCUCAGAACUCGGCAAUCAUGGUGGUAGUGUUUCUUAUCAGAUAAGAUUUGACUCCACCGUUUCUAACAACACAAAGGUCAAGUUCAUGACUGACGGUGUGCUGAUGAGAGAGAUGAUGAACGAUUUCAUGCUCAGCAAGUAUUCUGCUAUUGUCAUUGACGAAGCACAUGAAAGGAACAUCAAUACUGACAUAUUGAUUGGAUUGCUUAGCAGAUGUGUCAAACUGCGCGCUAAGAACCAUGCGAAGGAUUCUUCCUCUACUAAAAAGCUAAAACUGAUCAUCAUGUCCGCUACUUUAAGAGUCUCUGACUUUAGUGAAAACCAGGCACUAUUCCAGAUACCCCCUCCUGUGCUCAAAGUCGACGCUCGUCAAUAUCCCGUAUCGGUGCACUUUAAUAAGCGUACCGCAUUCAACUAUACAGAGGAGGCUUUCAGGAAAACAUGCAAAAUCCAUCAAAGAUUACCAAGAGGUGCCAUUUUGAUCUUUCUUACAGGGCGACAGGAAAUCACAGACAUGGUAAAAAGACUUCGUUCGGAAUUUCCCUUCCCAAAGGCUUCAAAGAGCUACAAGGAGAUCGGAAAAAGUAACCCAACAGUCAAAGUAAACGCAAAGAAUGUUGAAGUUGAGGCUGAGGACGUCGAUUUUAGCGUGAAGGUGGUCGAAGACGAAGGUAACGAAGAUGGAGAUGAUUUCGAAGAAGACGAUUCUGAAGAAGAAGGUUUUGAUGAAAACUUAGAGGAAGGUCAAACGGCUACAGAUCCUCUUUUCGUGCUGCCGUUGUAUUCCUUGUUGCCCACAGAAGAGCAGCUGAAAGUCUUUAAAAACCCCCCUGACGGCUCAAGAUUAUGUGUCGUUGCUACCAACGUCGCUGAGACUUCUUUGACUAUCCCAAACGUUCGAUACGUUGUCGACUGCGGCAGAUCAAAGGAAAGAAUCUACAACGAAACAAACGGGGUUCAAAGCUUCGAAGUGGGGUGGGUGAGUAAAGCUUCAGCAGAUCAAAGAAGCGGUAGAGCCGGUCGUACGGGUCCCGGUCAUUGUUACAGGUUGUUUUCCUCUGCGGUUUAUGAAAACGACUUUGAACAAUUCUCGAAGCCUGAAAUUCUGCGAAUGCCGGUAGAGAGUGUUGUUUUACAAAUGAAGAGUAUGGCAAUUCACAAUAUCAUGAACUUUCCAUUCCCAACGCCUCCAAACCGCGACUCUUUGGCAAAAGCUAUAGACUUGCUUCAACACCUAGGAGCUCUCGAUCGUAAAGAGGCUAUUACCGAAGACGGAAAGAAAAUGAAUCUAUUUCCUUUGAGUCCAAGGUAUUCUAAGAUGCUUUUGGUAGGCAACGAAAGCGGUUGUUUACCGUACAUCAUAUCAAUUGUUAGUGCACUUUCUGUGGGAGAACCCUUCAUCUCGGAGAACGAACUGGGAAUUGGGGCGCCUGAGGUUGACACUGAAGACGCAGAGAAGCCAAAUGACGACUUGGCAGAUCAUAGAAAGCAGUUGCGAACCAACUAUCUCAAAAGUCAACUGAAAUUUUGCAAGCUGGACAAGCACAGCGAUGUCCUCAAGCUAUUGAGCGCAGUGAGCUCGUUGGACUACAUCAAAGCCGAAGACAGAGCCUCGUUUAUGAAAGCGAAUUUUAUGAGGCCUAAAAUAGUGGAAGAAACGAGAAAGCUGCGGAAACAAAUUCUUUACAUUGUCAAGUCCAACACAUCCAGAGAGAAUGUGGCUGUCAGCGUUUCCGAGGAAGACCUCAAAUCCAGUGUGCCAACCGCAGACCAAGUGAAACUCCUGAAGCAAAUGGUGUGUGCUGGUUUUGUCGACCAAGUGGCCAUCAGGGCUGAUCUUCUUGCUCCCGAUGAAUGCAAGAUAACGAACCGAACUGCAGUGUCCAUGGUGUCAUAUAUACCAGUUCUGGCGCCCAUAGUUCCUGGUGACAUCUCGCAGAAUUUUGUGUAUCUGCAUCGGACCUCGAUUCUCAACGAUAUUGGCGAACAGCCGCCCAAAUAUUUGGUCUAUCAUUCCUUGCAUCUGAACAAACAGACUGAGAAGUCCAAGACACGCAUAAAGCCGUUAUGUGACAUCAAGAGCACGCCUUUGGUCAAUAUUGCACGCAAGGGCUCUCUCAUCACGUACAGCAAACCCCUCACAGGCCAAGGUGUUCGUCCGAUCGACAUUUCGACCACUGAAAGACUGUGCUAUGUCAGGCCACGCUUUGGAACCACGAUCGACAGCGACUUGAAAGUCGGGUGGGAUCUCAAUCCAGUAGCCGUGCGUCAGAAAAAAAUUGCCGGUCAAUGGGUUGUUGAAAAACUCAUUACAGCGAAAAACUACAAAGACUCCAGUGCUGAUAAGGCCAACAAAUGA